Kickxella alabastrina is the source of this 1412-nucleotide messenger RNA. RefSeq names its product 23S rRNA m2A2503 methyltransferase. Gene Ontology annotation, biological process: rRNA base methylation; tRNA methylation. The record is from RefSeq and is a predicted model, not a curated record. The transcript is spliced from 2 exons. Gene Ontology annotation, molecular function: RNA methyltransferase activity; iron-sulfur cluster binding. Lineage: Eukaryota; Fungi; Kickxellomycota; Kickxellomycetes; Kickxellales; Kickxellaceae. Bases 1 to 1263 code for a protein of 420 amino acids.
AUGCGAUUCGUGACGCUGGGACUGUGGCUGGAUUUGAACGACCACAUGUUGUACCAUAGUCUUCCAGUUCUCCAUGCUGGCCGGGUACCACAAUCGGCUGCCGGGCUUUUUCGUCGAUUAGUCAGCAGCAGCACCAGCAGCAAUAACAUCGAUAUUAACAACGGCGGGAACCGGGCAGACGGAAAGAUCAACCUGUUUGGAAAAUCGCAGCAGAACAUUGUAAAGGUUGCCGAGGAGAUGAAUUUGCCAGCAUACCGCGGCAGACAAAUCUACGAAUGGAUCUACACAAAGGGCACAACUAUGUUCCAGGACAUGGCCAACCUACCACAAACCUUGCAGAAGGACUUGGAUAAAAAAUACUGCGUCGACUACGGCCGCGUUAUGGACAGCCAGCUGUCGAUCGAUGGCACGCGUAAGAUGCUUAUACAAUUCAACGGCGAUUCGAAGGCGACCGUCGAAGCAGUGUACAUUCCAGAGAUACAUCGCGGCACGCUCUGCGUGUCCUCGCAAGUUGGCUGCUCGCUAUCUUGCAAGUUCUGCCAUACAGGGACUCAGGCACUGUAUCGCAACUUGACAGCAGCAGACAUUGCCGGCCAAUAUAUGAUUGCAGCCUGGUUAUCCAAAGACUUUCCGCGCACUGUGAAUCAGCAACCGAACGUCUCCAACAUUGUAUUUAUGGGUCAGGGUGAGCCGCUUUACAAUUUCCGCAACGUGAGCAGUGCAAUCCGCGUUUUGACAGACAAAGAGGGCAUUGGUAUGGCGCCCUGGAGGAUCACAAUUUCUACAUCGGGCGUGGCGCCGCUGAUUCCUCGCAUUGCCUCAGAACUAAAGGUGGGUUUGGCAAUCUCUCUGCACUCGGCAGAUAAUGAUCUGCGCUCGGAGAUUAUGCCAAUCAACAAAACGUAUCCGCUGCCGUUGCUCAUGGACAGCUGUCGCGAGUUUACCAGGCUUGCCAGCCCCCAGAGCCGCCGCAUAACUUUUGAAUACGUAAUGCUAGACGGUGUGAACGAUUCUGACGCCGAUGCUCGCCGGCUGGUUGAUUUGAUUCAAGAUAUGCCCGCACAUGUCAACCUGAUUCCUUUUAAUCCUUGGCCUGGUAGCAUAUACCGCUCAUCAAGCUUGGACCGAGUGUCCGAGUUUUGCGGGUUGGUACGCAACCACGGUAUCCAUGCAUCAGUGCGGACGCCUCGUGGCGACGAUAUCUUGGCGGCAUGCGGGCAGCUGAAGAGCUCUCACGACAACAAGAAAUCCGCUGAGGGAUGAAUUGUCAAAGUUAUUUAUUAUAACCGAUUAUCUGUUAUUAGUAUUUUACUAUAUAAUGAUAUGUUUUAUAUGUUUUAGCAUUAAAUUGGCACAGUGUGGUGCUCCUCACCAUACAUUGAUGUCAAAUUCUAUAAUUGAAAUAUAAUUUU